Schizophyllum commune H4-8 is the source of this 375-nucleotide messenger RNA. RefSeq lists its product as uncharacterized. Lineage: Eukaryota; Fungi; Basidiomycota; Agaricomycetes; Agaricales; Schizophyllaceae. The record is from RefSeq and is a predicted model, not a curated record. The transcript has a single exon. Bases 60 to 296 code for a protein of 78 amino acids.
GAUAGUCGGCCGUCGGACGUCCAUCAGGAUUGACGAACUUCGUAGGUUGCGAGUGAGGGAUGCUUGUGGGCAUGGCUAGCGCGGGACGGGGAAGACGGCGUUGGAAAUGCCCUCAUCGAAUUUUCGCCGCGCUCUUAUGUAUAGGUACCCUUUCGACAUGCACCGCCGUUUGUGAUAGCGCUUUUGCGUUUAGGGUCAAAGGUCGUCAAAAAGAAAUAGGAAGCGGGGAACUCCGAACGGUCAUAGCACAUGCAUGUACAAAGAGCGCUCGGCGACACAAAAAUGCCAAACAAUGAUGAACGUGGACUGCCAUAGGCCGCAUUAUGCGAGGCGUAGCAACGAUACAACAUGUUACAAGAAUAGAGCGUAUUAGAU